Messenger RNA from Myxocyprinus asiaticus (Chinese sucker), 3300 nucleotides. Its product is annotated as neuronal pentraxin-1-like. The record is from RefSeq and is a predicted model, not a curated record. Bases 432 to 2303 code for a protein of 623 amino acids. The transcript has 6 exons. NCBI's taxonomy places the organism in Eukaryota, Metazoa, Chordata, Actinopteri, Cypriniformes, Catostomidae.
GUGGGUGGUAAUGAGACUCAUCUAGAUUAGGUCUCUUUCAAGCUGUUUUGUGAUUGAGCUGGACUAGUAAUGUGUGGUGACGGGACAUGCAUACAGGGACCUAGACAUGUUCACAGGCUUUAGAUGAGCUGCUCUGAAGAGGCAAGGAGGGCACGUCUUAAAGAUUAGUUGUACACAUGCAUGGUCUCUGAACAGCAGACGACCUUGGAGAGAAGGAGGCUGCAAAAGACACAGUAAGCUGCAAGAGACAGUUUUACAGGAUUUAAAAAGAAGAGCACAGAUACAAGUGCAAUCCUGUAAACAUACUGAAGAACUAGGCCUGCACAAAGAUCUGCUCUGAAUUCAUGUAGCCAAUAACAUAAAAUAGUUCAAGGAAAACCCUCUGUCUACCUUAAAGAAUCAACUAUUUGAUCAGUUAGGAUUAAGCAAGCAUGAGGCCAAACUUGCAUCCAACAUGCGCCGUACUAGUACUAAAGACCAAAAGCGAAUGGAUUUUAUCAUUCUUAUAUGCCAUCUGUCUUUCUGUAUGUGCCGGUACUGGAAUUCCAGGUUCAGACUACAACUCCCAUCCUCGUUUUAUAUGUACCCCUAUUCCUGCCGAUGCUGAUCCCGGGUGUUUCCCCACAGCGGGUGGCCCAGGUGGCCCCAGUAAUGGGCACCACAGUGGACCAAAUGGGAACAGCAAUGGCUGGUGGGGUAUGUCCGAGGAGACAAAAGCAACCAUUCUGCACCUGCGUGAGAAUUUGGUCCAGCAGAAGGAGACCAUCCUGGACCAGCGGGAGACAAUCCGGGAGCUCACGGCCAAACUGAAUUUGUGUGAAGGCUUCAACCGUGGCAUGGGCAACCAUGACGACCACCCACACCACACACCUACACACCUGGCCCACCAUGCCCACCACGCCUACCCGCCAACAUCUGAUAACAAUCACCUCGGGUGGGUGGUUCCUGAUGGUCAUCACGGCAACCAUGGAAUGGAACCUGUACAUUAUGGGGAUGGGGUCGGGGGGCAUCACCAUGGGAAAAGCACAUUGACUGAGAAGCACAUCACAGGGGAGAUGACCCCUUCAGCCUCAUCUACGCCGGAGCAGAUCAGCAGGAUGCUUCAGACCUUAAAGGAGCAGCUAGCAAACCUGCAGACAAGAAACACCUCCAGCACCUACUCCAGUUCACUGAAGGAUCUCCUGCAGAGGAAGAUCAACGCCCUAGAACAACAGAUGCAACACCAUUCUGCAUCGCUAGCCAGUGCCAAUCACGGUGACCACGAUGAGGAUGACAGUCACCAUGACGAUGAUCAUGACAGCCAUCACGAGGACCAUCAUGAUGACCGAGACCACGAUGAUCACGAUGGUCCCCAUGAUGAGAGUCACCAUGAUGUGCACCAUGAUGAUGAUCACCAUGACGAUGAUCACCAUGAUGACGAUCAUCACGAUGACAGUCAACAUGAAGAUAGCCAUGAUGACAGCCACCAUGAUGUCAGCAGGCAUGACAAUGGGCACCAAAACAAUGGUCACCAUGAUAACAGCUACCAUGACAAUGAGGUUUCUGGACAUAGCCUAGGGAGGUUGCCGUAUCAGUUACAAGGACACAGAGAAGGACCAAAUGAGGUGCACAGCAAGUUGGAUGCAGUGCUAAAUCAUCUGCAGCACAGGCUUGCUGACACAGGCUCUAGGAAGAAGAGCAAGCCCACUGAAGCUUUCCAGAUUGGCUUCCCCAUGCGAACUAACUACAUGUAUGGCCGUGUAAAGCGUUCUCUGCUGCAUGAGAUAUUUUCCUUGACUCUGUGUCUGUGGAUGAAGGCUGGCAUCGGGCCUGGACUAGGAACACCCUUCUCCUACUCUGUCCCGAGUCAGGCCAACGAGCUGGUUCUCAUUGAGUGGGGCAACAACCCUAUGGAGCUGCUGAUUGAUGACACAGCUGUUACUCUACCCCUCUCUUUGAAUGAUGGUAAAUGGCAUCAUGUGUGUGUGACAUGGUCAACACGGGACGGGAUGUGGGAGGCCUACCAGGAUGGAGUGAAGAGAGGCUCAGGAGAAAACCUCUCCCCUUGGCACCCCAUCAAACCUGGAGGGGUCUUUAUACUGGGACAGGAACAGGACACUCUGGGUGGUCGUUUUGAUGCUACGCAGGCGUUUGUUGGUGAAAUCUCAGAUGUUCAGAUGUGGUCUCAUGUUCUCACACCUCAUAACAUCUACAGUCUGGCUUCUUGUGGAGGCCACAUCACUGGUGACAUCAUUGCCUGGUCAGAGUCAGUGGUGGAGCUGCAUGGAGGGGUCACUAAAUACCCCUUUGACCCCUGUCACUGAAGUCAAGAGUUUAUAAUGCUCAGGCAAAUAGACAAUUUUUUUUUACUAUCAUUGAAGUGCAAAAUGUAAAAAUGCAAAUCCAAAACUUGUUUUAAAGCACUUUGAAGACUUUUAAUGCAAAACUCAGACAUUACUACUUCAAAUAUAUUGCCUUCUGUUUACAAAAGACACUUGAAUGGCCCCAUGACUUCUAGGACUUCUAGUCCUAUGUCUUGUGUCCAUUUAUUUAUGUAACUAACGUUUUCUUACUACACUUUUUCUUUUUAAAUUGUAAUUCUUCUUCUUAAAUGACACUUUAGUGUCAUUCAAUAUUUUGUUGCAAGUACAUGACAUAUUGUCAUAACUUGGAUAGAAAAGCAUAGACCCAAAUAAAUCGGAUGUGAGAAAGCUAAACUGAAGUUUUAUUGGUGUAUAAAAAUGUAGAUGUUUUGUGCAAAAAUAGAAAACCACAAGGCUCUAUGUGAGCAGUCAGUCGAAUUUAAUGGAUUUGUUUUCUUGUACUGUAAGAAGAAUCUACAAAAGAUACAGCGAUACCAAAGAGAAGAGUUAAAUACUGCUGUUAAAAACAACCAGUUGAUCAGAAUAUCCAUGAUUACGGUUUUUGUGUUUGUAAAUGAAUGUUUUUUUCUUUCUAAGUAACAAUCUAAUUGACAUAUUUCUAUUCUGAUGUUAAAAUGUUUAGCCACAUCUAAAUAAGCAGCCAGAACUUGAACUGUCUUUAGAAUUUAGUCAUACUUUUGUAAAUGCCUUGAGCUGUUGAUUAGAUGUUGUGUAGUAAUUUGCUUAAAUUCUAAAUAAUGUAUUUCCCUCCACACUUUUAAAUGUAUUAAUAAUUCAAACGACAGAUUUCCACUGUAAAUGUGCUUAUCUGAACUGUUUAUUACUGUUUAUAACUCUUGCUGUUAAUUAAAUUGUUUUCAUUUGUUUACAGAGUUGAAAGCAGAAAUGCAAUAAAGGGAGUGAAUUUUAGAAAUUAAAAAUCACAACAUGGUUUCUG